AUGUCGCCGGCCCUCGCCUCCUUCAGCGCGUCCUCGAACCACCGCUCGACGCAGUCGGCAACGACCUUCGACAGAGGCAGCCGCCGCUUAUCGGCCGUGAAGCCGCUGUUCUCAGCCUCCAUCGCCGUCCUGUUUUCUGCUGCUGCUAUAGCCUCCGAUGUUCUUUCGCCUCCGCCGCCUUCUGAUGGGCCGGUUGUGAAAAUACAUCCAUCUGUAUUGCUUUCCAGUACUGAAGCUUUGUUCACGGCGCGCCGGAACAACGGACGCGGUGACUGGAACUUCACGGUGGACGGAAGCGGCGGGGACUGCAACUUCACGAGCUUUUACGGAAAGGAAUUAUAUGACUACCACGAGGAGCUGAGACAUGUUGGGGUCAUGUCUGAGUUUAAGGAUGCAUGCGAGUACAUUGGGAAUCAUCUCAUGUCUAUAGCGGUCUCGUCAGCUCUGACUCGUGCCCAUUUCUACUCGAUACUGAGCUUUAUCUGA
Messenger RNA from Striga asiatica, 486 nucleotides. The record is from the annotation of a GenBank genome assembly. NCBI's taxonomy places the organism in Eukaryota, Viridiplantae, Streptophyta, Magnoliopsida, Lamiales, Orobanchaceae.